Dacryopinax primogenitus is the source of this 2095-nucleotide messenger RNA. RefSeq lists its product as uncharacterized. NCBI's taxonomy places the organism in Eukaryota, Fungi, Basidiomycota, Dacrymycetes, Dacrymycetales, Dacrymycetaceae. The coding region runs from base 1 to 2094 and encodes 697 amino acids. The transcript has a single exon. The record is from RefSeq and is a predicted model, not a curated record.
AUGUCUACUUCUCUGAAUCUAUUUUUCGAGCCUAAUCAAAAGCCCAAGAAGCGCGUCUAUCACAAACUGAACGACCGCGGCGACAAGACCAAAUCCUUCGAUCUCGACACAAUCCUCGGUGUCGAUAACGGCAAGCCUCGCUGGGGCGCAAAGGGCAUCUGUGGUCUGUUGGGAGAUGUACAGCUGAAGGGCAGCAACCUGAAGGCUCAGCUCUUUAUUGGCUCGACUGGAGAUAGGCCCGAGCGAUGGAUUCCGGUCGAGUUUGACCUGAGCCAGCACAUCAAGCUCGCGGAUACUAACGGCAAGACUGUACUCGAGUCGUAUGGCCUUCCCACGAUCCCUCAAGAGCAGAUCGACGCCCUUCAGCAGCAAAACAAAAUGUUGCUCGGUGAACUCGAUGCGGAGAUCAUGGUCACGGAAGCGGCCAAGAAAGCAGCAGCUGAACGCACUAAAGUCGCCGACGAGGUUAUCAAGGCAUCCGAGGAGUCCGAGAAAGAGAAAGCAAAAUGGCGAGCUGAUAACAAGGAGCACGACGACCGACUUGCGGAAGAUGCUGCGCACCGGGAUCGUCGCCACAAGGAGCAUCAGCAAGAGGUUCAAGGAGACAUGGCUAUCAGCGGCGUUCUUCAUCGAGCUCGUGAAGAGGAGCUUCAGCGGCGGGCUGUCGAUGUCAAGCAUGAAGCAGACGAGAUGGAGCGACUUGCCAAGAAGAAAACCGUGGAAGAGCAAGAUGUGGAGCUUGAGAUUGCUGCCAGUCGCCUUUCCAUCGAGCAGCAACUCUCCUUGGCUCAGAAGGAGAUCGCGGAGCAAGCGAGCUCAAUCAGCGCGCGUCAAGUGUACCUCAGCAAGACCUACGCCGAUCACGCAUGGCUCAACGGCGAGAUAAAGGAACGCGACCUCAAGAUGUCUCUGAUGUUCCAAGAGAACUCAGAGCUAUACCGCGAGCUCAGCCAGUCCCAUGACCGCUUCUCCGUCGCGGACAAACAGCGACUUGUCAUGACUCAGGAAGAGAAGCGUAUUCUCUCCUCUCUUUCGCGCCUCGAGGAGGACUGCAAGAGGGCCGCGAUCGAGCUUGCCGCAGCGGAGACGGAGUUCCGGCUUGGGGAACGAGAGGUCAAGAAGACAUCGGCCGAGAAGUCUCGUUUCGAGAGCAAGUGUACUACUCUGGAGGGCGAGAUGGAGUGGUUGCAGAAGGAGAACUUGGUGCUGAAAGCUGCCACCGUCGACCUGAGAGCCGAGCAUCACGCGCUCAACUCGAAAUUCCAUAGGGCGGAGACAACAAUCGCCGGCAACAAGAGGAUUAUCGAGCAUUCCGAGACUUGGAAGGCUUUCUACGAAAAAGAAGUGGAGUCGGUAAUGAGGGAGAUUAGCGAAGUCAGCGCGGCGAUGAGCAUUCUCGAAAUCCGCUAUCAGGAGACAGCCCAGGCAUUCAGGAUCGCCCACCUCGAGAAGGAGAAGUUGCAAGCUGAGCUUGUCAACCUGAAGUACUCGAAGACUGCUUCCGAAUCCCGUAUCCUUGUGGUGGAGCAGACACUUCAGGUGACGAAGACCGAGCUCUCCCAACUGUCCAAGUCUUUUGAGGAAAAAGAAAAUGAGCUGCGGGCCAUGGCAGCCGUCAGGACUGUCCUAGAGCGCCGUCUCACCGAGCUCAGCCUCUCACACACGCGCGAACGCAACGUUACACGGAGCGUCUCCGAACGCCUGUUUCAAGUUCAGGGUAGUGUGGCCGAGGACGUCGACUGGAUGUACGAUAUCCGUGAUGAUCUUACAGAGGAGUCCAAGUACCUCUACCUGCACCAUCUUCAUCGCGCUGCAACAGGACCAGGUGGCGCAGUCAUCGAGGGCGAGCUUGACCAAUCGGGUCUCUCACGCCUACCAAGCUACCGCAGUGCUCUCAACAGCCCAGCUGGAAACCCUGAUAAGACUGUUGUACCAGAGAUCGUCGCUGAUGCUGUCGCACCCGAGCUGAAAAUCGCCGAAAUCGCCGCCAUCUCGGACGUCAAGUUUUUCCCCGCACCCGCAGUCUCCAGUCCCAACGAUUUUCAAGCGGCCGCGGUACCAGUCAUUCCCAACCCUGCUCCCAUCCUCGCAUAAG